UCUUCUCCAUCUAAAUCUUUCUCCUGUUUCCAAUAGAUAAUAUAUUUGAAGGAUCGUGGAUUCGCUUCAUAAAUCCCAUUGCUCCAACAAGAAGUUAUUGUCCUGGAACUCAUUCGAAGGCGACCGGAAGGACCAACGACCAAUUCUCUACGGAAACCGUCACGAAAACUCCGGCCAUCAUCAGGAGGCCAACAUUAAGAUCGACGAUGGAAGCCAAGAUAUCCAUAUGAAGACGAGAAUUCUUAUCCCGGUCGUCGGUAGCAAGGUGUGGAAGGAGUCCAGUAAUGAAUUCCAAAAGGAAGUGAAUCCUAACAAUGGUAGGAACGAUGUUUGGGGAAGUGGAGGAGAGGACUCGGACUUUUCUUUCCAGAGCCAGAGCCCCCAGGAGAUCAACCAAGACCCUCCAUCUCGGCCAAUUAGACUGUUUAUGAAGAAACAAAAGAAAUCUGGUGCCGAGAUGACCCUCGAUAUGAAUCUUGAGAUGGAGGGGCUCAAGAAACCGAUGGAGGAUGUCAGACAGUCGAAGGAGUUACGUAUUGCCUAUCAAGAUGAUUCCGAUAAAGCACCUUCCCCACUCUCCCUGUCGGAGUCGGAGGAGUACGACUCUGAUAAAGCACCUUCCCCACUCUCCCUGUCGGAGUCGGAGGAGUACGACUCUGACACCUAUGACGAGGGGCGCGAACUUUGGCGAGGUUCGGCCACCGCGAGGCCUGCCGUGAGGGACGCUAGUGCCAAAGUUCUGAAAUGUUCUUCUAACUCGUUAUUUUGCCGAAAGAGCAAUAUGCUGCUAAGGGACAAGACAAGGUCUAGAAAGAUAGAUUCGCUGACUACCAAUGGUGGCGGGGAUGACGAAAGGAAGUCGUUGUGGAUGCCAAAUAGAUUUGAUCAGCUCCCAUCGUGGUCUAGCCAAUUCCCGCUGCGUUCUAGCCCACCCAAAUCUAGACCUCUCAGCAAAUCGUUGAUGAUAGAGGACCCUUUCGAGGAACUCCCUGAUGAGUUCAAUCACACAAAAAUGUGUAAAUGGACUAUACUACAAUUGAUCGGCUUUAUCCUACUCAUUGUUGCACUAAUUGGCAGUCUCACCAUCUACAGAAUCCAGCACCAGACCAUUUGGGGACUUCACCUAUGGAAGUUGUUGGUUCUCGUCCUCGUCCUCAAAUAUGGUUUUCUCCUUUCUUGUUGGUUGACACGCAUUAUCAACUUGUUCCUUGAACGCAACUUUAAACUUUAUAAGCGACUGCUUUAUUUUGUGUACAGUGUGCGCAAUGCCGUCCAUAAUUGUAUAUGGCUUGGCCUAGUGUUGAUUGUUUGGCAAUCACUUUUUGACAAGAAGAUUCUGAGGGAGAACAAGGCACUUUCCUAUAUCACAAGAAUACUAUUUUGCUUAAUUGUCGCCAUUGUCUUGCGCCUCAUGAAGACCCUUACGCUUAAAGUCCUAGCUUUCUCCUUCCACGUUAGUACAUACUUUGAUCGAAUUCAGGAAGCUUUCUUCAAGCAGUAUGUUAUUCAGACACUCACAGGUCCACCACUCAUUGAAAUACAACACAAAAUGGAAGAGGAUGAUCGAAUGAUCGCAGAGGUGCAAAAUUUUCAAAAUGUGGGAGCCACGAUUCCUAAUGACCAUUGGGCGGCAGCUAUACCUUCCAAAACCAGAAGGGUGAUUUCUGGCAGUAGUGGUAUCUAUAGUGGGUCCACUGGGUUGAGGUGUUCUCAGAUAGGAAAGAGUAUCAAGCUUUCUGGUGAUCUCUUGAGGACAAAGUUUGGUAGAAAACAAUUGCAGCAUGAGGAUGGUAUUACCAUGGACCAACUACACAAGCUCAACCAGAAGACCAUAUCAGCUUGGAAUAUGAAGCGACUAAUGAGAAUUGUAAGGCAUGGAACAUUAACGAUAAUAGAUGAACAGAUAACACGAGAAAGUGGAGAGGACGAGUCAACUUUGCAGAUUAGGAGUGAGCAUGAAGCGAACAUAGCCGCAAAAAAGAUCUUCAACAAUGUUGCAAAACAAGGUGCCAAGCAUAUCUACUUGGUGGAUGUAAUGCGAUUCAUGAGGGAAGAUGAAGCUCUAAGGACGAUGGCCCUUUUUAAUGGAGCACGGGAUUAUAAUAGAGUUAGCAGGAGGACUCUCAAGAACUGGGUGGUCAAUGCGUUCAGAGAUCGCAAAGCCCUUUCUUUGACAUUAAAUGAUACGAAAGCAGCAAUGAACGAACUUCAUCAGAUGGCAAACAUCAUUGUUUUCAUAAUACUAAUGGCUCUCUGGCUUCUUAUUUUGAACAUCGCAACAACACAUUUUUUACUUCUUCUUAGCUCUCAAGUUCUAUUAUUGGUGUUUAUCUUUGGCAACACAUUAAAAACGACUUUUGAAGCCAUCAUUUUCUUAUUUGUGAUGCAUCCCUUCGAUGUGGGAGAUCGUUGUGAAGUGGAUGGUGUGGAGAUGAUUGUGGAGAAGAUGAAUAUUCUGACAACAGUAUUUUUGAGAUAUGACAAUCUGAAGCUUACGUAUCCAAACAAUGUGCUCGCUCGACUACCCAUUAGCAACUAUUGCCGAGGAAAAGAUAGCAAUUAUGCGGGAAAGAAUUACAACAUAAGUAAAAUGCCCGUCGGUUACAAGAGAUUAUUUUGUGCGGAUACCGGACACAGCUUACCGUCCAGAGGAAUAUCAGGUUCAGCCACGUCAUCCAGUACCGAGUAUUAUCGAGCUCAGUACUGAGCAGUACCGAGCCGCAAUACUGAGUUGGGGUGAUGUGGCGUUUUUUCAUUGGGCUCUGGAUGGCGUUCGAUGUACGCACCUAAUAAUUUCACGCCGGUUACAAUUUUUAACAAUCCAAAGGAUAUUGCUAUGUACCAUAAAAGCUUUAGAGCAUUUCACGAUAUGCAAUUAUUCUGAGAAUUGUAUCAAUAUGCAAAUCUUGUUUCAAAUUUA
Molecule: messenger RNA, 2920 nt
Organism: Dendrobium catenatum
Lineage: Eukaryota; Viridiplantae; Streptophyta; Magnoliopsida; Asparagales; Orchidaceae
Product: mechanosensitive ion channel protein 5-like
Exons: 4
Coding region: 227-2707 (826 amino acids)
Biological process (GO): transmembrane transport; monoatomic anion transport
Cellular component (GO): plasma membrane
Molecular function (GO): mechanosensitive monoatomic ion channel activity
Source: RefSeq, a predicted model, not a curated record